GGCCGGGAGCUCGCGUCUGCGCCGACCUGGCUGGCAGCGCGCGGGAAUCCGCGGAGGCGCGGACGAGACCCGGCAGGUCCCGGGAGGAAGGGGCUCGGAGGGGGAGGCUCUUACCGGCCCCCUCAAGCAAGCGGCGGAGGAGCGCGGAGACUCGGCAGGCCGGGCCAGACCAUCAGGGGGGCCCCCGCGGAGCCGCGGCCCGCGUGACCAGAGCCGCCCACGCCGACCCCAGCUGACUGAGGCCCCCGCUGACUGGGGUCAUAUCUCCACGCUGACUGGCGCCGACCAGGGCCGCCGCCCCGCUGCCCCUGCCGCUCAGGUAGUUGCCCCCGCUCAGCCUGGCUCCCCCAAGAACAGGAGGCACCUGGGCGGAGGCCGGAGAUGGCAUCUGUGGACUUCAAGACCUACGUGGACCAGGCCUGCCGCGCAGCCGAGGAGUUUGUGAACGUGUACUACAGCACCAUGGACAAGCGGCGGAGGUUGCUGUCCCGCCUGUACACAGGCACUGCCACCCUGGUGUGGAACGGCAAUGCCGUUUCGGGACAAGAAUCCUUGAGUGAGUUUUUUGAGAUGUUGCCUUCCAGCGAGUUCCAGAUCAACGUGGUAGACUGCCAGCCCGUCCACGACGACGCCACACCGAGCCAGACCACUGUCCUCGUGGUCAUCUGUGGGACGGUGAAGUUUGAGGGCAACAAGCAGCGGGACUUCAACCAGAACUUCAUCCUGACGGCCCAGGCCUCACCCAGCAACGCGGUAUGGAAGAUCGCCAGUGAUUGCUUCCGCUUCCAGGACUGGGCCUGCUAGGGCGCUGGGAGCCCACCUGAGGCCAAGGGCCCUCCUGGGCACACGCUUGUUUGUCAUAGCUGCCUUUUCAAAGUAGUGAAAUUCUCUAUUUUUCUACUUGCCCAGUGGAGACCCUGGUUCUGGAAACUGAUGAUUAAAAAAAUAAUACGAAUGUU
This is a messenger RNA of Phacochoerus africanus (Common warthog), 959 nucleotides long. RefSeq names its product nuclear transport factor 2 like export factor 1 (gene NXT1). Gene Ontology annotation, cellular component: nuclear pore central transport channel. Gene Ontology annotation, biological process: protein import into nucleus. Lineage: Eukaryota; Metazoa; Chordata; Mammalia; Artiodactyla; Suidae. Bases 382 to 804 code for a protein of 140 amino acids. The transcript has 2 exons. The record is from RefSeq and is a predicted model, not a curated record.